Molecule: messenger RNA, 2542 nt
Organism: Sycon ciliatum
Lineage: Eukaryota; Metazoa; Porifera; Calcarea; Leucosolenida; Sycettidae
Product: ribonuclease E-like
Exons: 5
Coding region: 415-1893 (492 amino acids)
Source: RefSeq, a predicted model, not a curated record
GCUGUAGUUUCUCCAUUUUUUCAUGUAACUACUUUGUGUUACAGCCAGUGUGGACUAGUUGUUGUAGGCAGCGAGGUGGUGUUAGUUUGGCCGUCUGCUGCUUCGUGUCGAAGUUUGUUUGGGUGCAGGCUGUGUAAGACUCUGUGUGUUGGCCAAAGGGUUUCAUCGAAGUACUUAUAAUUAGUUUUCUAGUGGCUCGGAGGCUCCAUUCGACUGCUCCAUACCAUCACGACGUAGAGAACCGGUACAGCUUAUCCGCCCACGACGUUCAAAGUCGUGUCCAGGAUUCAAGCAAACCGUGACUCCUGGCUGCAGGAGCGCUCGCCGCUGGACGUUCAUCGUCCCCGUUUGUCAUGGUGCUCCAGUGAUUCUGGAUGGUGAUCGACGUCCGUGACUUUUGUUCUUGUCGCAGUCAUGGCUGCAGCUGCAGAGAACUACGCGGUCAACUCAUGGCCAUGGUCAAGCCAGAUGUUCCGCAAGUGGAUCCCACACCUCCAAGCAGCACUCAGCUGCGAUGCAAUUCGUGUCGAAUGCUGUGCCAAGCGGUUGAUCUCCGAUGCGCAGAAGAAGGAAUUGAUGGCGAUAAAGAAUUCUGCCAAACACAAUGACCGACUGCUAGAUAUGCUGAGCAGGGGUACAGCUGAGACUUUCCACACUUUCUGUACUAUUGUGCGUAGCACCGAACCUAAAGCAAACUUUUCAAAGUUCCUAGAUGACAUGCAGUCAGUGGAUACCUUUGUUGGAGGCAAUGAAGGUGCAGCAAAUAAAGUAACUCGACGUCAACCAGCCCGGUUCACCGGGAACCCACCACCAACACCUAGCCAAGCAACUCGGUCUCCGCCAGCCAUAGCACCCAAACCAAAGUCUGUUGUUAAACCCCAGGCCACUCACGCAUCUCCCGCCAAUCCCACCGGCGUCUCUGCAAUGAUAGCGGCCUUGAAUUCAGCCGGUCAGGAAGGGAAAUCGGCUGAAAGUCUACCUUUGAAAACCAGUCGAGCCCCCCGGCCUCCCACUCGCCCAAAGCCCGUCACUCCCCACAACACAGCAAGAACAGUGGAAACUAAGGAUCCCACUACAGGUCACAGAGUGCAGCCGGUAGUGACUUCUGAUCCUGUGUCUCCUUCACGACCACCGCUCUGUGACCACGCACGACUAGCGGCUGGCGGUAACCAACCAGAUGGCACUGAGGCGGCGACAUCUGCCCCAGCUGAUCCCAAGCCCUCUCCGAAACCUGGACAAGCUGCUCCGUCCAGGUCUGCUAGUGUCUCCACACUAGCAUCUAGUUUUGAAUCGAAUAGGUACGAAACAGUCAGACCGGCCCUAAAUCAAGACCCAAAGCCAAAACAUCGCCAAAUGUCCAUAGCCGGUGCCAGGGCAGCUACCUUGGCCAGGAGCCAAGCAAUAGCUGGUGGCAAACACCCAGGCGGACAUGCUGUGCAGCAAGUCCAGCGGUCAGUGCUGCCAACAGAGAGCUUAACUGCCAAGCCCAUUGCUCGAUCUCUGACUGGACGCGAGCCGGUUACCAAGAAGGCAACAGGAGAUUCAGCAACGCCUCCCCAGCCAAACUCUCUGAGCCAAGCGGGCAACACAGGGCCAUGGUCAAGUCAAGUGUUUCGCGAGUGGAUCCCACGCCUCCAAGCAACGCUCAGCUGCAGCACAAUCCGCAUGGAAUGCCGGGGAAAAGGUUUGAUCUCCGAUACGCAGAAGAAGGAAUUGAUGGCAGUAGACGAUUCUGCCAAACACAAUGAGCUUCUCCUCGAUAUGCUGAGCAGGGGUACAGCUGAGACUUUCCACACUUUCUGUAGUAUUGUGCGUAGCACCGAACCUAAAGAAAACUUUUCAAAGUUCCUAGAUGACAUGAAGUCAGUGGAUACCUUUGUUGCAGGUAAGUAGAAAUUGUAUCAGUCAGGUGACUGAGAGACACUCACAUAAUUGUAUCACAUGUACAGCAAGUACUGUUGGAUACCAUUAGUACUUGGGUGACAAUCUGAGAAACGUUCAUGUUUGGAAAAGAAGAAGUGAGGACCCUGGUGUUCCAGCCUCAAUGCCAACUUGGGCAAGCCACUAAACUCCCCUGGCUUCAGCUGACUCUAUUGUGAAAUGUGGAACCUACCAGAAGUUGGGCAGGGGAAGUUGGGCAGAGGAAGGUGUUGGGACGCAUUGGGUUGGGAUACGUUGGGAUGGGGAACAAUAGGCAUGGGCUCCGAGUGGGACACAAGAUGGCCACAUGUCAGAAGGUUUUGGAUUCCAAGGACCCAUGGAGAGCUGGCCUUUUCCAGGAUAUCCAAACACCAGCGGCUGUACUGCGUAGCCGUGUCUUGUGGUGUUGUACACUCUGGCUGAAGAAGCUGCAGGCCUUAGCCAAGCAUGUUUACAACUGAAUUUGUUGUCCUUCUACCGGUAUGUUUGGUGGCGCAUGCGUGUGUGGUCUCCAGUUUCUCCGGAAUGCCAAAAAGACUGCAAUAAAGUAGUAGACCUGAUGAAAGAGUUCUCAGCACCGGAACGUCAACGGGUGGUCCACACUGCCGAGGAUGUGGCACGA